Molecule: messenger RNA, 828 nt
Organism: Erigeron canadensis
Lineage: Eukaryota; Viridiplantae; Streptophyta; Magnoliopsida; Asterales; Asteraceae
Exons: 2
Coding region: 1-828 (275 amino acids)
Source: RefSeq, a predicted model, not a curated record
AUGGCAGGAGACGACGAUCAAACCAAAAACAAAAACGGUGAAGGUCCUAGCGGUGGUUCUAGCAGUGGAAUCACAUAUGAGUCACCCUACUACCUUCAUCCUUCCGACUACCCCAAACAACUUCACGUAAAUGAAGUCCUCACAGACAACAACUUUGCCGAUUGGAACCAAGAGAUGACAAACUUCUUAUUUGCAAAAAACAAAAUGGAAUUUGUCGAUGGGACGAUCAAGAAACCUGAGAAAACUGAGAAAAACUACAUGCUGUGGAUGCGUGUUGAUGCUAUGAUAAAGGGAUGGUUGACAACAGCCAUGGAGAAAAAUAUACGCAACAGUGUCAAGUAUGCAGGAACAGCAUCAGAGAUUUGGGCAGACCUGAAUGAACGUUUCGGUAAAGAGAGCGCUCCUCGGGCGUAUGAAUUGAAACAGAAAAUUGCUUCUACUCGACAAAACGGCGCUUCCGUGUCAACAUAUUUCACCCAACUACGGUCCAUAUGGGAUGAAGCUCAAUCCAUACAUCCUUUUCCACGUUGUUCUUGUGACAAGUGUGAAUGUGAUGUGGGCAAGAAGAUCAAUGAACAUCAAGAGAAGGAACGUCUUUAUGAAUUUUUAAUGGGGUUAGAUUCAGAAUUCACUGUUAUUAAGACUCAAAUUCUGGCAACCAAACCAGUUCCCUCACUAGGCACUGCGUAUCACUUAGUGGCGGAAGACGAGAGACAGAGAAGUAUUUCGAGUGAAGGAAGGAUACAACCAGAGCCCGCUGCAUUCAAAGUUGGACAGAAACGAGAUUUCUUAGCUGGACGAAACAAAGAAAAGGAAGGAAGGUCAUAA